Pristis pectinata (smalltooth sawfish) is the source of this 732-nucleotide messenger RNA. RefSeq names its product distal-less homeobox 6a (gene dlx6a). The transcript has 3 exons. The record is from RefSeq and is a predicted model, not a curated record. NCBI's taxonomy places the organism in Eukaryota, Metazoa, Chordata, Chondrichthyes, Rhinopristiformes, Pristidae. Gene Ontology annotation, biological process: embryo development; regulation of transcription by RNA polymerase II; cell differentiation. Bases 1 to 732 code for a protein of 243 amino acids. Gene Ontology annotation, molecular function: RNA polymerase II cis-regulatory region sequence-specific DNA binding; DNA-binding transcription factor activity, RNA polymerase II-specific.
AUGACCAUGACUACGAUGGCUGACGGUUUGGAAGCUCCGGACUCCAAAUCUGCUUUCAUGGAGUUUGGCCAGCAGUCCCAGCAAAGUUCUCCAGCCAUGCCUCACAGUCACUACCCGGUGCAUUGCCUGCACUCAGGACACUCACACCAGCACGACAGCUCGUACCCGGCCGUCAACACUUACAACAGACCCCUGCCUUAUCCCUACGUGAGUCACUCUCAUCACAGCCCUUACCUGCCGUCCUACCACAGCAACAACACUGGCAGCCAGACACGUUUAGACGAGGCAGAGCAACAAAAGACAACAGUGAUUGAAAACGGUGAGAUCCGUUUCAAUGGGAAAGGGAAAAAGAUCCGCAAGCCUCGCACUAUUUAUUCAAGUCUGCAGCUGCAGGCGUUAAAUCACCGUUUCCAACAGACUCAAUAUUUGGCACUGCCCGAGAGAGCCGAGCUGGCCGCUUCGCUGGGACUCACGCAGACGCAGGUGAAAAUCUGGUUCCAGAAUAAACGCUCAAAGUUUAAGAAACUGAUGAAGCAGGGCGGAAAUCCCCUUGAGAAUGAUUCUGCGUCCGGGUCGGCUGGUCUUUCCCCACGUUCCCCAGCCAUCCCGCCAGUGUGGGACAUCUCAGCUUCGGCCAAAGCUGUCAAUAUGACCUCUAACAGUUAUAUGGCUGGCUAUUCCCCCUGGUACUCCACGAGCCACCAAGACACCAUGCAAAGACAGAUGAUGUAA